Messenger RNA from Solanum tuberosum (potato), 1872 nucleotides. RefSeq lists its product as uncharacterized. The record is from RefSeq and is a predicted model, not a curated record. The transcript is spliced from 2 exons. Gene Ontology annotation, molecular function: protein binding. The coding region runs from base 143 to 1486 and encodes 447 amino acids. NCBI's taxonomy places the organism in Eukaryota, Viridiplantae, Streptophyta, Magnoliopsida, Solanales, Solanaceae.
CACGGGUUUUCUGUUGUUUUUUUUUCUUUCAUAUUUUGUUUUGAUUUGACCACUUCUUGUGCCUAUUUUGUUCUACUUCCUCUCCAUACAUUUUGCCUAUUUACUCUUAAAUAAUGACCAAAAAAUAGGUAUUAUACUAAUUAUGAAACUCCAAAAUUCUCUUCUUCUUCAAUCCUCUUCUCCUUCAACCCUUUCUUUUCUCUAUUCAUCUCCAAAAUCAAACAAAUGGGGUCAUAAAAAUCCAAACUUUAUUUGUAAACUUGUUCUUUUUAGCCCAAAGAAACUUAGGUCACAAUAUUUUGAGAAAAAUGACUCUAAAGGUCAUAGUAGCAUACAACCAUGUUGUUGUAGUUCAAGAUUUGGUGAAGAACAAUUUGAUGGUGAAGGGAUUGAAAGAGGGGAAAAUGAAGGGUCUUGUGCAAUUUUUGGGAGUAAAGAUUCAAUUUUUCCAUCAAAAUUUGAGUCUCUUGAGCCAAGUUUGCUUGGUAUUGAGCCAGAACCACCAUAUUGGCCAGAAAGGGAGGUAAUUUCAUGGGCACAUAUUGAACAAAAAGCUAAAAGUUUUGGACUUCCAUUGUCACUUAGAAUGAUGCAAAAGAAAUAUCAAUGGGAGUCUGGUAGAUUUAAAGACUUAAAGGCAACAAAUUCUUGCACAUCAAAGGCUUUUAACUCUAUGGUGUUUAUUAUUGUGGAGUUGCAAACUUAUGCAUUGCAUAUGAGGGAAUCAAUGUGUAAUGAAGAUUUAGAAAUGAUUAUUGAUAAAGUGCAAGGGGAUAUGUAUGCAUCAUUUGUAUGUCUUUUUCGACAAGUAUUUUCGCAAACACCAAUGUUAAUGAUGUAUGUAAUGAUACUCUUGGCUAAUUUUAGUGUUCACUCUGCUUCGGGAGAGAAUUGUGAUCAAACAUAUCUAAAAGUUCAUUAUCCUGAUAUUGUUCCUCAAGAUGAGUCAAAAGUAGUGUGGAGUGAUGAAGAGAAAGAAUUGUGGGAUUCAAUACAAGAUGAAACUUUGAAUAUGAGGGGUCUAAAGGGUAUUGGCUUUGAUCAUGAAGUCAUGUCGAAGUUUGUUUCACCAUUGUCAGUGGAGAUUGAACCAGAUAAUAGUGUUGACUAUUAUAAGGCUGAUCUUGUUUAUCAGAUGAAUCUGACUCAUGAGCCUAAUAACACUCUUUUGCUAUGCAAUUAUGCACACUUUCUGAAAGUUUUCGUUCGAGAUAAUAAUAGGGCGGAGGAGUGCUUCAAACGGGCAGUCCAAGUGGAACCACCGGAUGCAGAGGCCCUAUGUCAGUAUGCGAUCUUCUUGUGGAAGGUUAAGAACGACUUAUGGGGAGCUGAAGAAAGAUACCAACAGGCAGUGGCAGCUGAGCCUAGGAACUCUUAUUAUAGAUGUACAUAUGCCAAUUUCUUGUGGAGCACAGGCGGCGAGGAAACUUGUUUCCUACCAAGUAGUACUUCUCCUAUCAAUAACAAAAAGGGUGAAGAAGUUUAGUCAUAGAGGAAAAAAGACUGUUCAAGAAAUGCAUCAACUAAGGAGAAAAUGGUGAGAUUCCCAUAACUACAGAGUGGAGAAGAAGUUCCUCUAGACGUCGACUUAGAUAAACUUUUGUCUUGUAAAUCACACAUUUGAAUAAAUGCUAACGUGAAUGAUCGGUCUAUUGUGUUUUUUCUGUAGGGAAAUGGCUAUAUUAUUUGUUCUUGAUUUUCUAUGUCUAGAUUGAGUAUAGAGUGAUUUGCAUGGGAGCUGUUCACCAACAACAACAUCUACGGUUCAAUACCAAACAAGUUGAGGUCAGCUAUAUGAAUCUGUACUGUCAAAGGAAAGAUCAUAGUUCGGGAUCAAUUUUGUGGUCUAUAAUAAGUGAAUUGAGUUCUCAA